UCCACUCAUCCCCUUCCGGGUCAUAUUCUCCGUCAUCAGGCAUAGGAAGUCAGCGUGUUUCAGCGAAAUAAACAAGGAGGUAUGUCGCUCCUGCCCUCCUGUUAAAGAUAAAGGUGCAUCAGGCCGGCAUGGUAGAGAAGCAGGAUCAUGAUAUGGAGGAGGCAGACCAGGUGUACCUGCUGAUGAAGAAGGGCUACCGGAUCUCCCGUAACGUGCGGCUGGCCUGGUUCCUCAGCAGGCUGAACCAGGCGGUGCGGCCGACGCCCCACACGGAGCUGUUUAACGUAGACAGCGAGCUGGAUGUGCUCAGUGUACUCCCCAAGGGGUGCCAGCCCGACUUCCCCCCCACCACUCUGGCCUAUCAGCUCGUCCCGUCCACCAGGGUCACAUUCCUCUCCCACCGGUACCGGUUUGUCAUCGAACUGGAUCUCAGCCCUUCCACAGGAAUUGUGGAUGACAGUACUGAGGAGAUGAUGUUUGAUGAGGUUUUCCAUGCCCUGUCCCGGUGUCUGGCUGGCCUGACCAAACCCUUCAAAGUCCCGGGAACAGACCUUGUGUUUCAGCCUGAGAUCUUCGUCACCAUCCUUGCCUACUCCUCCAUCAUUGGGCUGAGAUCACACCAGGUUUUGGUCCAGGGAUGCCAGCUGGAUUGUAUUGAUCUGGAACGGUUUUUACACCAGAUCUACCAGCAAGUCAGGGCAGUGGAAAACAGCAUCGCUGAGGUCCUCCAGCAGCAGCACCAUCAAGCAAGAGGGCAGUGUGAUUCGGCUGUUCUGUGCUCCGGGAUCUCAAACGACUUGAUGGAUGCUCAGCCUGAAAGGAAGCUGGCGGUCUCCAUGGUAACGGCUGAUGUGGGUUUGGUCAGCAUGAUCAGGCAAGGAAUCUUAGCUCUCCAGCUUCUGCCUCCCAACUCCAGUGCAGGAAUAAUAAUCAUCACGGAUGGAGUGACCAGCGUGCCUGACAUUUCUGUGUGUGAGACCAUUCUGAACCAGCUCCGGAGUGGAACCAUAGCCUGUUCUUUCAUUCAGGUGGGUGGGGCAUAUUCUUACGACAGCAGCUUUGGCUACAUCCCCAAUGUGGAGCUGAUGAAGUUCAUCUCCAUGGCCACCUUUGGGUCCUACCUGUCGAUCUGUCCAGAGCUGGAUCUGACCAAUCAGGAGAUGAACACCUAUCAUAAGGCAUUCCUCACCUACUCCUUCCUGAAGACCAGCGAAUCCAUGAACCCAGACUACUACUGUGAUUCCCAGCACAAGCUCUUCAAUGAGCACCUGGUGUCAGCCAGCGGGAACCCUGCCCUGGUCAUGCGUAGGAAGAAGCACACUGAGAAGGAGGUGCAUGCCCACCUGCUGAGCGUGGUGUCUGUCAGGCUGAGGGAGGGGUACUCCAUCCGCGAGAUCAACGUCAUCAAAGGCGGGACACAGCUGGAGGUGAAGCUCGUCCUUCUGUGGAAGCACAACAUGCGCAUCGAGUACCUGGCAGUGGCGUCCUGGCCACUGGAUCCCGGAAAGCGCACCACGUGCGUGGACGUGACCAUGGAGGGUAGCUAUGACAUCCUACAUGACAUCAGCUGCACCAUGAGGAAGCCCAUCACCAGCCCCUACCGCACCUCUGUCAUCCGCCGCUUCUGGAACACUCUGCAGAGCAUAAACCAGACGGAUCAGAUGCUGGUCCACUUGCAGUCUUUCAACUCCUUGCCAGAGCACUACACCAUCCCAGAGAGUACAAAAAAUGGAGUGCCUCUGUUUUACAUCCCUCCUGGCUCCACCACGCCGGUGCUGUCCCAGCAGUACAGCGGCUCCAAGGAUUCCAGCCAGUCGCAGUUCGCCUCCUACUGGAAGCCCAUCCUCUCCAUGGACGCCAACUUCUGGCAGAGAUGGCUACACAUGCAUCGCAUCACCAUCAUCCUGCAGCACGACACCCCCGUCCCUAAGCACCUGCACAUGGCUGGUGCCAACGGCCGCUUCAGCACCAUCCAGUGCCGCAUCUCCCACUCGGCCCUCACCUUCCUGCUGCGGGACUGGAGCAGCUUUGUGCUGGUGGAGGGAUAUUCCUACGUCAAGCUCAUCUACAGUGGCCUUGACCAACCUCCCACAUCCUUCUACUUGGUGCGUCUGAUCUCCAAGGCUCCCUGCAUGGUGCUCCGGCUAGGAUUUCCUAUAGGGACCCUGGCCCACAUUAGGAAUAAGAUUGCAGAUGAGCUACGGGACCAGAUCCUGAAACUAAGGUUUCCACACCGUGUCCAGGGAAAAGAGGCUUCCACCCCUAAAGUGAAGAGAAAAGUCCUAGAGAAUGUGUCCCCCUCCAAAUCUCCUCCCCCGCUCACCCUCAAGCCGGCUCUGUCUGACCGGCCCUGUGUGGUGGUUCUUAACAAGCCACUGGAGAAGCUACUGAUCAGGUACGAGAAGCCACCAUCUGAUUACCAUGCGCCCUUCAUCCUGAACAUGGAGCACUUCUCGCAGGCCCCCACCUUGUCCGCCCCGCUCACUGUGGCCGCCAGCCGCACGGUAUCCUCCACGUUGGCGUCGCUCUCCCGUUACUUCCUGCAUCGGCGCUGGGUGUGGGCGGUGCAGAACGGGCUGGGCCCAGCGGUCUCGCUGCAGGCCGUCACCCACAUCCUCACCCUGCUGUCAGAUGUCCGCCUGUCUGAGGGGUUUAAUUUUGCCGCCAGCGGUGAAGGUAUCGUCAACAUGGUGACAGAGCUGCCCAUGCAGGCAUCAGAGGAUGGGGAGAGUCACACCUGCAUCAUCCAGUACAUCCUCUUCCCUCCGCACUCCACUUCCACCAAGGACAGCUUUUCCACUGACGACGACAACGACACAGAGGUAGAGGCCAUUGACCUGGACACGGAGCUGAACCUGGUCACGGAGUGCUGGGUGGAGCCUCAGACAGGGGUGGUUGGCAUGGCUUCUGAGCAUCAGAGGCACCUCUGCGACCUCAUGUACCAGGAGAUCCCCCAGGCGAUUUUUCCCCGGGAUCUGGCCUGCAUGUGUACUAUUAUGACUUUUGAAUACCUAAGUCAGCUGUGCCAAAACAAAGACCUCAUCUACCCGCUGUGUGGGGACAAAGUUUUUAGGGAAGACGCGACAGCAUCCGACGAGUGCAUCCAGACCAUUCCUUUCCAGUUUGACCUGAUCAAGCUGCUUCCCAAGUGCCAGCAGAUUGAGAUCGUCUUCCUUACUCUCAGCAGAGAUGAUAUUGAAGAGGUGGCUCAUAGUAGCCCAUCAUUGCCCAAUGAGGUUCUGGUGAGCCUCUUCCACAGUUGCAUGAAGCAGGACCUCAGCGACCGUGAGAUUCCCCUGGAAGAUGCUGAGCAUUCGUCGUUCAUGCAGCACAUCACGCUGAGGGAGCGUGAGGGCCACGUGCUGCCCUUCUCACUGCCUGUCAAGGAAGAGGCUUGUGAGAAGCUUGGGGGAAGUCUGGACAUGACGGCAGCAUUGCACACCAUGGGGAGCAGCAAGGAUGUGACAGGAUCCUCCAGCACCCUGCAGAGUGUCAGCAACAUGGGUCUGGCUGAAGAGGGUGCCGUCGCAGAGAAGAACGAGACCCCGUCUCCACAGUGGAAGUGUUACGCCAAGUACGUCAACGCCCAUCAGAUCUUCCUCACCUUCCUUCCUGCCACCUUUGCAGAUAUCGAGGUUCUGAUGGAGUCUGGUCAGGAUAGAGAGUCCCAGGACCAGUGUGGCCUGCAGGAGGACGAGGACACGCUCAGGGACAACAGCAGCAGCAACGAGCCGGAGGCGGGCGAGUCGGGUACGGAUGCGGGGCAGAGCUCAGCGAGGAGCGAUGCUGGCAGCCGGCCCCUCAGUCCGGACCCGGUGUCUCAGUGCACCCUGCCAGAAAUCUCCACCGGGGAGAGCAAGGACUGGGCCAACCUGGCGACCGAGCGGGACGGGGGGGGCUCCGAACAAGGUGUGGAGGAAAAGGACGGUGUCCAGUUUACGGAGCCUAACAAACGGGACCUCCACAUCACCUUCAGCCGACAGGUCUCUCAGCAGAGUGCUGGGAAUCUCGCCCGGCCGCGCUGCCCCAUCUACAUCUACAACUGCUCUCUGGAGUCCCUCAGGGAGCAGCUGGUGCAUCCCAAUGCCAACAGACAGCCUCGGGACAUCUUCUUCAGACCUCAAGAUGCAGACUCCUGGGAGAUGUAUCAGCUUAGCAGGGCCCCAUCUCAGGAACGCAGCAGCACCUCCUCCUGGACGGAGCUCAUGGCGCACCCACACAAGCACAAGGAGCUGGCUGGCUACUGCAGUCUGCUGCAGGAGCAUUUUCAUCAGUGCUACGUUAAAGGCGUGUACCACAGCCUGCAGCAGUCGCACCCCAUCAGUUCCCAGGACGUCCUCACGGCCAUGGACUACUGCGAGGAAUCCCUGCAGGAGAUCGACAUCACCUCCUUCCUGCAGACGCUCUGUGGACACGUGCAUCUCUUCCGGGAGCAGCACGACAAGGCAGCCCGGGCAGGGGUCCUGGGCCUCAGCCGAACCUCAGCCACGUUCACCAUCGGGGACGCAGAGGACGAGGGGGGCUCUGAGAGGCCGCCGCUGGCGUCCUUCUCCAGCGUGGACACAGAAGACGUCAGCGAGGCCGAGUCCAGGGGGAAGCCCUCAGCUCCCACAUCGCCCCUGGCAACCGAAGCGCCCAAAAUCUACAGGAUCUACCCAGAAUUCCCUCUGUCUCUGUUACAGGCGCAGCAGAACUGUGAGAUGUAUCCCAACCUGCACAAAAUUAUACAGGACAAAUUUCUGGAAAUCGGUGCUCGCUACUUCAAGAUGGUCCCUUCAAACCCCCAUUACUUUUUUUACUGCUCACCUUCAGCAAAGAGAGAGGAGGACUCAGAUCAAGAGGAGGAGAGGAGGCCCAGUGAGGAGGUCGAGGUCUCGGAGGCUGAACUUGCGACUGAGGAUGAGAACGUGUCUGGAUGCUGCAUCGUCACCGAGAGCGACACAGACAUGGAGGUGGAGUACCGAGAGCAGGCUGACAGGCGUUUCCCGGACAACGACUCCGUAUCGGACUCGAACACGGUGAACCAGGAAGACGACUCCUUCAGCAUCCUGGACGGGGACUCCUUGCUGGAGGCGGAGGGGCCGCAGCCGGAGUUGCCCCCACUCUUCAUCCACCUCACCUGCUCCAUCAACCUGAAGAGCUGCCAUGGCUCCAUGCCCAUAGAGACGCUGCCCACCUGUCUGGGUGAGGUCAUUUCCUGCCUGGAGAAUGCCGAGUCGCUCCAGUCAGUGGAUCUGAGCGACUUAUCGGUCACAUUGGACGUCUUUGUUCUGACCCUGCCCCUGGACCUCGAGGUCAUGUCAUCCGAGUUUCACCAUAAUAGGUACGCCUCAGAGAGCAGCGUCUCCCUGAACCGAUCCCCCGCCCAGCCCUCCUCCUACCACUCCGACGAAGAACUGAUGAGGACUCUGGAUGGUCUUAAUGGGGUUGGAAUGGAUGGGGUUUCAGGGGAUCCUUUGGCCAAACUCCCGGUUCCCCACAAGAUGGCCGUUUUGGCCACCAUGGACGAGAUCCGUUGGCUCUUGGAGGACGAGAUCGUUUCUGCCUUGCGCCACUCGGGGGCGAUCACCACGGUAGUUCUGCAGAAGGUGGCGGAACACAUAUGUCGCUCAGAUGACCGGCCCCAGUGCCACUCCCAGGAGGUGCCCCUGCAGUUUGUCUUUGGGCCUGAGCAGUCCCUCGAGAACUUCAAGGAGGAAUUCCGGAGGAUGUCCCUCACAGGCUACCUUCUAAACGAGAAUCUGGAUAACUUUUACUACGUGUCGGUGAGCCGCCUCCACUCCCAGACACUGAAAGCCGCGAACAGCGCGGCCAAGUGUGUCCCUGACGCUCAGGAAGUGGUCGACAAGGCCCCAGAGCACGCUGGCCACUGUGGAGAACCGGAAGACUCUACCAGGGUGCUUUCCGGUCAUCCUUCAGCUGCCAAGAGCCUCGAUAGGCAAGCAGAGAUGGAGAAAAUGGAGCCGAACACUGCGGAUGCCGUAGGCCCUGGGCUUGAACCGGAAUGCGCGUCGGUUUCAGAGAUGCCAGUCUCCACUCUGGAUCGAGACGAGGCCAAAGCGCAGAGCUCCGCCAGUGGUGGUGGUGCUGGAGACAGACCACUGGCCGGCGCAGUGCAGCUGCAGCCCAGCGGCAGUGUGGAGGGCUCCUCGGAGCAUGUCUCACCCCCCAAGACCCCCUCUGCCGUCAGCCUGACGGAGUCCAUGCAGUCUGCCACCCACAGUAGCUGCAAGCUGAGACCAAGUCGGGUGCAGAGUGUCGUGUCCAGUCAAGGCAGCCUGGAUUCUGACAUGCUGGGCUAUGACGGGGGUAGCAGUGAUUCUGAAUGCGAAGGUCCCACCAUGGACGAGCAGGAGCCCCAGUGUCCCAUCAUGCCUGACUUCUGGCUGAUAGUCAAGAUCUGCCAGGACAAAGUGGUGGUGUACUCCCACUCCAGAAGUUUAAAUGGCAACAAUGAGGAAAUGAUUGGAGAUUCAGAGAAGGAUGAGACCAAAUUGCCCGAGUAUCUAAAACUGCACCAGGCGCUUGUGCGGAAGGUUGGGGAGAUCUGUCGCCUUGUCAACCAGCGUCUCCUGCUGCAGGACCUUCAUGACAGCCAUUCGUGCAACUCGCUGCUGGUGGCCGAGAGCGAGGAGGACAUCUGGAAGAAUGAAUCCAUGUACAGGCAGAGGACGGCCAAUCCUGACGACUACUCCGCCGAGGAGAUCUACCAGCCCAGGAAUUACCUGGCCGCGACCAUGCAGUUCAUCCCUGGGCACUUCGCCUGCGACGUGGUGUGGAGCACCGUUAUCCUCAUCCACCCCCGGCUCAAGAUGGGGCCCAACAUGGGCGUUUCCAGGGCGAUCCAAGCCCUUCGCUCGGUGCUCAGCGCCUUCUCCGUGGUCAACAGGAAGAACAUGUUUGUCUACCAGGAACGCUCCACCAAGUCAGUCUUCUACCUCCGACUCUCUGAGACUCCGCAGAGUGGAAAGUUCUCUGACUUGGAGGCCAAUCCCCUGCACGUGUCCCGUUCUGUGGGACUCGCCCGCAGCCAGGAACCCAUCUACUCAGAUGAACUCGCGGGCUCCCAUUCCUCUCUGGAAGGUUCUCGCCCCGUGGGCCAGGUGGACAAGCACAUCCUGCUGCUGGUUCAUGGUGUUGGCCAGGCUGGUCCGGAGAUCACAGAUGAGUUAGUCAAGGUGUUACGCAAGCGACUUGAUGAAGCUACACUGGAUAUCAUCACUGUCAUGCUCGUCCGCAACUGCAAGCUAACCCCAGAUGACGUUGAGUUCAUCCAGCCUCCCGGGUCUCCGGCCACGGAAGUGAUGGAGUUCACACUGCCUCCGUACACCCUGUCCUGGAUCCAGGCGGUGGCUCACUACCUGCGGCAAAACCUGCUCAUCUUCCUGCACAUCCCCAAGUACACUGACAGCAAUAUGGAGCACCACUUCAAGCACUACUUUAAUUUGAGCAGCGGAUUGCCCGACUCUGAUAUCUACCUCUAUAACAAGCCUGGGGGCCAGGGUACAGGUGGAAAAGGAAUCGCCUGUAUUGCCUUAUCUUUUGUGGAUGCUCAGGGCUGCCCCCUGCAGGUGCCUGCCCAGAAUGGCUGUGAACCUGCACAACAGGACAUCUCUACAAUCACACUUGACCCUGAUAUAUUUGAGACCCUCACUACGGUUGUUAAAAUUGAUUCCCAAAGUGAACAAACAGAACCACAGAUUCGCGUUCGCUUUGACAUAUGGGAGCAAGGGAACAUCAGCUCCCUCCAGUUGGCUGACAAACUGCAGGGAGCUCUCCGCCACGCCCUCUGUGAUGUCAUAAUGGAGCUGAGGGUGUUGCCCAAUCCCCUUUGCGUGGAGGCGUGUUCUUUCGCCUUGACGGUGUCACAGAGUCCCAUUGAAAGCACUGCUACCCUUCUGAAUUCUCAGUCUGGCAGUAAAGAAAAGAAGAACCUUCCUCAGCAGCUUGAUUGCCAGGUUAUUAAAAAUAGCCCCGCACCAAUUACUCUGACCCCGGCCCCUGGAACCACCCCAAGCACUGGAACUAGUACCCCAGAAUCCACCACACCCACCAGUAAAACCACACGCAGAAGCUUUUGGGAAAUAUUGAGCAAGCCAGACCCAGCAGAACUAGGCAGCCCCAAGACCACAGAUGACAUCGUGCAGGAGCGGGGGGAGGACAGCCGAGCUGCCCGGCGCAGACACAAAACCGAGACUGUCAAGCAGCAGUGGAGCCAGGAGAAGAUAGUGGCUGCUGACAUGGAGCAUGCCCAGAGGAGGCACACAAGCCAGCUGGAGGAGGGGGAGACAGGGGUGCUGCACCCUGUCUACCUGAGCACCUACCAGCCCUGGGUUACCUUCAUGGCCCGGCUGGGGUGCCCCUCCAUCCAGCAGUGUGCAGCUGAGAUCGCCUCCUGCUUCCUGCUGCCGUCUCUCCUGGUGGAGAUCGUCAACCUCGUCAGCUCGCUGGCCAGCGACACUGUGGUCAAGGUCUUCGAGACCCCAGGUCCUCACAGUGAGGCGUUUGUGCCUGUCACCCAUCACCCCGGUAAGCCCCCAUCCACCUCCAAGCAUUUUCUUCUCAUUGGACGGAACUUCCACCAAUGGCGAUGCAGCACAGAGCAAGCCCACAAGGGUCUCCAGCGCUUUGAGGCCUUGGAGCAGAGCGACUGGUUCUGCGCUGGGCAAGCCUGCAAGGGGGUGGCACCAAGACAGAGGUUCCUAAUUGUCUACAUCUCAGACAAGAAGGUAACCCUGUACAUGUAUAACUGGUCGGUGGACCUGGGCGCCUCUCUGAGUCGUGAGCUGACGCGGCUGGUGCAGUGGCAGAACGCACGAUCGCAUGUGCUGCACUGCCUGCUCAGCCAGAAAAUGGGCUUGUUCCACCACUACUGCCUGUCGGACCCUCCGGCGCAUGAGGACCUCAAGCAGGAAAACAACCCCUUCCUGAACUCCACCCUGGAGGUGGACGCUCUGCUCCGCAGCCCCGUUCCCCCCGCGCCCAGCAAGGACCCAGGGCGGCUGAGCGGCUGCCCCCGCACUCUGCCUCUCAUGCACUUCCACCCAGAGCUGGUGCCGUUCGACGAGGCCCUGCGAGACGUCUGCAUCGAGCGGCCCAUGUCCAGCGGGCCGGACGGAACCGAUGCGGUAGCCCAGCACGGAGCCCAGCUGCUGGAGAUCAAGGCCGCGGAGCGCAGGGGUCAGAAUCAGCUUAUCCAGCAUAAACAGCCAGAAAUGGAGAAGCAGAUGAAGAUCGAGAACCUAUUUGUAACGUGGCAGCAGAGGUCUGCACAGUCCAACAUGCCCAUCACGGUGACAGACCUUGAAACUCUGAAGCAAUCCUCCCGACUGGUUCACUACUGCGCCACUCCUUUGCUGUUCGAUCCUGUCUUCCGCAAACAGAUCCAGGAAGGACAAAUAUUCCACCCCCAGCCUAAGAAGCGACACCGAUCGAACGAAUCCACCCUGUCAGGCCGCAGCCGCAGCUACAGCACGGACUCCGCCGACGCCCCCCCCGGCCGGCCGCCGCAGGAGGCCUGGCUGCAGGACAUCUCCAGCACCUUCCUGCAGCAGUACGUGCAGUACCUGCAGAGCAUCGGCUUCAUCCUGGUGCAGGUCCGGCCGCAGUCGCCAGCCCGAAGCAUCGCUCGAGCCCGAGCGGCCGCCUUCAGCUCAAUGUCCAGCGAGGGUCGAGCGUCAUUCUCCUGUAACAAGCAGAAGAGCGAGGACAGCCCAAAGCGAAGCAGCGGACUGGGAACUAGCACCUAUCACCUGCAGAGGGCGCUGCCAGGGGGGAUUGUACUAAUGGAGCUGGCCUUCCAGGGCAGUUACUUCUGCGUGACUCAGUACGCUCUGGAGUGUUCCCGCAUCCCCAUGGGCCAAACGGUCAACUCCCAGGCCUCUCUCCUCACCAAACCUCGUAGCAAGUCGUACACCGAGACCUCUUCAGUCUCUGACUCUGCGCUCUCCAUGCUCUUCACAGAGGAGUGCGAUAAGGUGCGGGACUUGAUGCAUGUGCACUCUUUUAGCUAUGACUUCCACCUGCGGGUGGUGCACCAGUAUUUGGUAGGCUGUCACAUGACCUUGCGGCAAGGCUAUCAGCUCAGUAGCUUCCUGGAGGACUUCAUGGCCCAUCAUCCUGACAUUCCUAAAUUUGGUCGAAAUCACGUCUUCCAAGGAAGCUUCUCGAUUUCCACGGGCAUGAUAACGGCUCACCAGCUCUACAACUACAUUACCGACCAUGCCGGCACCUACGAUAUGAAGCCAUUACGUAUGUCAAAGACUGCAAUAACUACAGACAAUAAAAAGGGGACACCAAAUGCUGAUUUGCAUGAGUACGCACUCGUGGCACUAUGGAACAGCUCUGGUUCUUACAAGGAUACAGAAGGCUUGCGUCACCAUGAUGACUUUGAUGUGUCCCUUCUGGUGUGUCAUAAUGCUGCACCAUUUGAAGAACAGUCAGAGGGGGAGAGACAUUGUCUAAGACUGCGCUACUACGUGAUCAUGACCAGCCAGCGUGAGCUCUUCCCUCGCCUGACGGCUGACAUGCAGCGCUUCAAGAAGCUCCCGCAGAUCCACCGGGAGCUUGGCGACCUGGGGGGGAAGGUAACACAGGAGCAGCUGGAGAUGGGCAGGACCGAGGACGACAAACUGGACCUAUGGGAGGAGGCUGCCACCAGCGAAGAUGGAAGAUGCUACCUGUCCAGGCCCCAAGGUGGCGGGGCGACCCCGGUGCUUUUCUGCUCCUCCCCAGUCUUUCCGCUGCUGAACUCGGAGGUGAACUUUGCCCGACGGCAGAUCCAGACUUGUGUGCAGCAGGCCAUGGGGCACUGCCGGAGAGACAAUCUUUGGAGGCGUCUCUUCCAUGGGGAGCACCUUGCCUUAGAUAAGCUCAAACUGAGCAAGCUGACGUUCCAUGAACUGGAGGAACUGCUCAAUGCCGUGCACAGUCGCUCCAUAGGGGACAUCGACCCGCAGCUGGAUUGCUUCCUGACCAUGAGCCCGGCCUGGUAUCAAAGCCUAAUCAAGGUGCUGCUAUCACGGUUCCCACAGAGCUGCCGGCACUUUGUGGAUGACAGUGGGAUCCAUUACCUGGCUGUCCUCAAUCAGAAAUUCACGGACUGCUUUGUUCUUGUCUUUCUUGACACUCAAGCAGGAAAAACAAGUCUCAAAGUGGUUUUCAGAGAACCGUUACCUUCCCACCAACAGGGUGGCAGCAGUAGCCCUCCACCCCAGCUUGUCUCCAUGUACCAUCACCUGGAGUCGGUCAUUAACACAGCCUGCUUCAACCUCUGGACUGGUCUACUUUAGCCCUAAGCUUUAUAACCCCCUUUCCCUGUCACGAGUCUUGCAGUGUUACGAACUCACAUUUCCCGCAUACUCAUCUGUAGAGCAUGCUGUACAGCCCUGAUCCUACAUGAAGGAUUACUUGAUGACGCCAUUCUGGUCAAUCAGAGUGCCGGUCAUGAAUGCAAGUUUGCACUUAUGCCUAGAACUGCUUCCACAUGGGGCUUGGAGCAAAGAGACCCCAAGUUCAGACACAUUCAUUUGCAGUGAUUUCAUUUACAUCGAACGGACUGCAUUUGUACACUAGUGUGUCUUCAUCCAAAAAGUGCCUGCACUGUUUUAUAAUUUAAUGAAAGAUGUGUAAUAUUGAACUUGAAUGAAUGAAUUAUAGAAAAGACAAUUAAAAUUACAGUUUAAAGAAUUAG
Messenger RNA from Paramormyrops kingsleyae, 11692 nucleotides. It is a transcript of the gene szt2, whose product is annotated as SZT2 subunit of KICSTOR complex. The record is from RefSeq and is a predicted model, not a curated record. Gene Ontology annotation, cellular component: peroxisome. NCBI's taxonomy places the organism in Eukaryota, Metazoa, Chordata, Actinopteri, Osteoglossiformes, Mormyridae.